Messenger RNA from Lethenteron reissneri (Far Eastern brook lamprey), 4218 nucleotides. It is a transcript of the gene SYNDIG1L, whose product is annotated as synapse differentiation inducing 1 like. Gene Ontology annotation, cellular component: membrane; intracellular membrane-bounded organelle. NCBI's taxonomy places the organism in Eukaryota, Metazoa, Chordata, Hyperoartia, Petromyzontiformes, Petromyzontidae. The record is from RefSeq and is a predicted model, not a curated record.
ACCCCGGGCGAGGUGGACACUGGACAACGCAUUAAAAUCUUCCGUGACAGGAGGAAAGGGAACAGGCGAGGAAGAGUCGACGGUCCGCGGGGUGAUUGAGAGGCGGGUGUUAAUAGAUUUGCCAAGAGGAAAGCACUGCCUUUCGAGGUGAGCCUUUCUCGUCAGUCUUUACCCCCCCCCAUCUCCCCCGCCUCCCAUUCGCCUCCGGACUCUUCGUGCCACGUGUGACGCCUGACAACUUGGCAAGGGACGGGGGGGAAGAUCGCGGGGCGGAGCACGCGGCAGCGGCGGCGGCGAAGAGAGGCGCGCUCGCGCUAUAGCAGCAGCUCUCAUCCCAGGGUCGGCUCCCGGGCUGCUACCAGCGCUCAAAUCCUCGUGCGCUUAGCGGCAGCAUUCAUCAGGAGCCCGGGCAGGCGGGCGGGCGCGCAGAUGGACGCGUGUGGAUUUACGGAGAGGCGCCCGAUAAUGCGUCUCCUCCUCCUCCGCCCCCGGACGGAGCCCGUGGAAAAAGUAUGAUUUUACGAAGAACAGCAGCUGCUGCGACAAGAUUGAUGUAAGAACUUUGCGCAGAUUCAGCCGUUAAAGCACAACGCGACUCGACGACACGUUUAACAAAAUAGGAGAGAAAAACCUUUUACCAACAAUGGAGAGCCUGGCUGAGCUGCAGAACCCACUUCUUCCGGUCAACGGGUUCGACUUCUACAAGAAAAACGGCUUCGCGUACAACGAGCGGCCCCGACAUACGAACGGACUCAUCUCAAUCUACCUGAACUCUUGCGGCACCGACGACAACUCCACCUGCGUGUACCAGCAGCUGCUGGACCCCGGUGCACUCCUGACGCAGCAGCAGCAGCAGCUGCAGCAGCACGGCAGCAGCGGCGGUGAGAAGCGGCGACGACACCUCAGCUCGGACUCAUCGCACGUGGCCCGCCUGUCGCCCAGCGGUGCCGCCCCCGCCGCCGUCGUCGACGCGAACGAGGACGGCGGCUGCUCGCAGCACGGGGAGCCCCCGACGGAGAGCCUGCACUGCGAGACCACCUUCACCGAGGCGGCGGCGGCGGUGGCGGUGGCCGGCGGCAGGGACAGCCUGAGCGGGAGCGCGAGUGACAGCGACAGCAGCUGCGGCGGCGGUGGCGGCAGCGGCAGCAGGAUGGACUCCCCCACGAGGGGAGCCAUCGGUGCGGCCGGAGAGCCGCGGCACAUCCAUACCGUGUCCUACGAGGUGGACGAGGAGGGCGACUACCAAGAUCUGCAGAGCGAUUACUCAAGCGAUACGGAGAGCGAGGACACCUUUUUGUCGUUACCACCUCGAGACCACCUGGGCCUCAGCGUGUUCUCCAUGCUCUGCUGCUUCUGGCCUCUUGGAAUUGCUGCCUUCUGCCUCUCGCAGCAGUCGAGCAAGGCGGUGACGAAGGGCGACUACCUGCGAGCCAACUCCGCCUCGCGACGUGCCCUCUUCCUCGCCAUCCUCUCCAUCACGGUGGGAACGGGGCUCUACAUCGGCACCGUCAUCGCCCUCAUCGCCUACCUCUCCAAUAACGGCCACGGAUAACCGCCCGCCACCUGGGCCGCCACGGCAGAGAGGCGGUGGCGGCAAGGAGGAGCGGCGUGGGGGGGCGGUGGAAGAGGUGGCUCACCUGUGGACUUGUUGUGGGGAAAUUCGGAGGCAUCGUCAUCAUCAUGUGCUCCUCUGUCUUCAAACCCCCCCUCCUCCUCCCCCGCCACCACGUGCUAUUACCACCACGAUUCCCCGACUGACUCGCUAAAAGAUGCUCAAAAAAACUAAGAGCGUGCGAGAUUGCCAGUGCUGCGGCUGCUGCUCCCCCCUCCCUCCACUGACACCCCCCCACAGAACCCACCACAUCCAUAACCUUGCAGAGUCAUCAGCUGCUGUCGCAUCGCAGAUGCGGUGCAAAGCCACGUCGGCCACAUCAGCCAACACUCUCCUUGAGCACCCGACUCUUGAUUGGUUCACGGUAACUCGACUCCGUUAACACCAUUCGUGUUGCGAGUCGUACUUUGGUAAAACAAGAAAAAUAUUUUUUUUUGUCACUGCACAAAGACGCAUUUUGUUUAAGAGUAUAUUAUAGUUAGGUAACAAUGUUUUGUUAAGAAGGUCUGAUAUCGUAAAUUAGGCUCGUUUUUUUUCUUUACCAAAAUAUCUGGUAACUAAUGUUGUGCUAUACAUUCAGCUGGCAGUAACUGCAUUUGUGAAUAAAAAAGUACAUAUUAUGCUCAUGGCAAUCAUGCUUAUGUCGUUGUCUUGCCUAAUCAUGGUACCGAAAUCAGCAUCAACAUUUGUUUGGUUUGCUCGUCUUGAGCACUCACACCACUGUGUACAUGAGCAAAAUGUGCCCUGUCACCGGCUGGAAAUUGGUUUUGCUUAAUUAUUUCAGUAAUUUUACUUUUUCCUAAAAUGUUUACAUUUAAAUAACGUGAAGUGAAAUAUUUUACGUGAGCGUAGCCAAUCUAAGUACACAAUGUUGUAUUUUAAUAAAUAAAAUGUUAAUCAACCACCUUUGCUGGAGGAGGCCAUUUUUAAGAUUAUGGUAUGGAAAUGGAGGUUCUGGUGUGAAAUGUAAACAUUAAUUUAUGGCUUAAUUAAUUCAUGCAGAAUGGUACUUCACAGAUAAUUAAUGUUCAAUUCUCAUAUACUUUCAUAAUUGUAUAUGUAACCAAGAUAUGUCAUCAUGAGGUUAUCAUGAACCUUUGUUUAGUGUUCAGUUGGGUUGACAUAGGCUUUGGACAUUCUCCCAUGUGUUGUCAAGUUGUGCCACCUGUUCGGAUUUAAACGGCAUCUCUGAGCUAUGCAGCACAGCCGUGAAAACCCUACUUUAACUAUCCUUCAGCCUCACUUAUCUAUGGAAAAUAUACAGACAUCCUAAAAGUCAAUGUGUUGGUGCCAUCCACUGUGCAUGUUGAUGGCUUCACAGUGGCGAGAUCUUAAUUGCCUCACCUGGUAUACAGGAGGUCGUGGAUUUGAUUCCAACCCCGACGCCUGUAUAUUUGGAGUUUGCAUAUUCACCCCCGUGGUCGCGUUGAUUUUUCACCGGGUCCUCCGGUUUUUCUCUCCACAUUUAGAAACAUGCACCUAAAGUAUUUGGCUGGUUUACAUUUCUACAUGAUAAGCCACUUCGUUGAGCUAUCAUUUGUGGCCAGGUCGCUUCUGCAAAAGAGCUAUAUAGCUCAGUGGCUUUACAUGGUAACAUAAAAAAAGCAUUGUUUAGUUUUUACGUAGCUAAUUGACCUAACAGAGUCCAACUGCACUUCCGCAAACGUUUUUAGCUGUUUAUAGGAUUUUCUCAGCCUAUGGCCAAACCAUAUGGAAUGCACCCGAAACUGUGAAAUCUAAUACGCCAAGCAGAAUUUAGCCUGCAUGGUGCCUGGAUGGGUGAUCACCAAGCGCAAAAGACAGGCGUAGCAGGCAUUGUGGGCAGCAGAAGAGCAAUGCAGCAAACGCCAUUGCUUUCUGCCCGCCCCCCCCCCUUUUUCCCCACCUUCACCAACCCACACUAACCAGCCUGGUGAAGUAUAGUCAAAAUAUCCCCCACGGCCUGCAGGCGCAAGGCGUGGGCUGUAAAUGUAGGUGCACAGUGGAAUUGUUGGCACGAACGCAUGAUCACAUUGGUUGGAGAAUAACGUCAUGGACCGUGUACGUUUAUGCGACAUUCCUUCAACGCUCAAUUGAUUCUUAAUCUCGCAGUAAAAUCGUGUGCGUGAGGAUCAAUUACUCGUAACUUAUGUAAUUUAUACGCUGUUACGUAUGGAAUAAUCGUGUGAACAAAACUGUAUGAAUUGGAAGAGGGGGGUGAAUCAUGAUAUCGUCUGGAGAGCCAAUAUGGCCAAUGCCUAAACACAUUUGAUUUAUUUGUGUGUGAACAGAGUUUUGUUUACUUUAUAUGUUAUCACAUUUACUCGUAUCUGCAGUAAAUCCCAACAACUGGAGGCCAAAGUUAUAAUUUGGUUUUCAGAUACCGAUGUAUAUACGGAAGGUGAAGUUUAGUACGGUUGAAUAAUUUCUACACUGAUCUCUGAUUAAACAUCACUGCUCGCCCGCUUUACAAAUGGCGAGGAGUGACACUGAAUUAUUUGUGCAAUGCAGGAUAUAUUGUUACCCUUGCUUUGUUUUCGUUAAAGCGAUGUAAGAUUCGUGUUUGUGUCCGCUAUCGUUUUACGUGCCACUUCAGCGCACAUUUACACGACGGUCGUAGGCAUCUU